Ochotona princeps (American pika) is the source of this 5031-nucleotide messenger RNA. RefSeq names its product SR-related CTD associated factor 8 (gene SCAF8). Lineage: Eukaryota; Metazoa; Chordata; Mammalia; Lagomorpha; Ochotonidae. Gene Ontology annotation, cellular component: nucleus. The coding region runs from base 43 to 4371 and encodes 1442 amino acids. The transcript is spliced from 21 exons. Gene Ontology annotation, molecular function: RNA binding. The record is from RefSeq and is a predicted model, not a curated record.
CUCCGAGCUGCUGCGCGGCCCGACUCUGGGCCGCCAUAUUGGAUGCCGCAGCCGCCGCUGCUGCCGGCGCUUCCUCCUGUGUCUGGACCGUGCGCUGCCGGUUCCUGCGGCCCGGGCGGCGAGAGGGGAGCCUGUCGGAGGAAAAGCGAGGAGGGAGUGCGGCGUGUAGGUGCCCGGGAGCGGCGGACGGGCGGCGGAAGCGAGAGCAAGCGGGGCGGAGAAGCCCAGGCGCCGCGGCCCAGCCCCUCCCCCGCCGGCCCGCCCCGGCUGCGCCUCUGUGGCCGACCCCGGCGCUCCGCCCGCCCCGGCGGCCAUGCCGGGGCCCCGCCGGCCCUGAGGGAGCCCUUCCCGACCCGAGCCUGCCCUCCCGCCGCCGCCCCGGGCGGUGGCCGCUCCCGCGCCGGCGCCCCGCUCCGGCCCCCCGCUCUCCGCUCCCCGGGCGCCGCGGCCGCCGCCUCUUCCGCCGCCGGGCCCCGGGGCCUCCGCAGCGACAACAUGGAGGCCGUCAAGACCUUCAAUAGCGAGGAUUGUGCCUCUACUCCUGCUUGUGCAGACUGCUUUUCCAGCAGCAUGGACACAAGAAGCAUAUUGUAUUCCCUGAAUGACUAUAAACCACCAAUUUCUAAAGCAAAAAUGACUCAGAUUACAAAGGCAGCCAUCAAAGCUAUCAAGUUCUAUAAGCAUGUAGUACAGAGUGUUGAGAAAUUCAUUCAGAAGUGUAAGCCAGAAUACAAGGUACCUGGACUGUAUGUUAUCGACUCCAUUGUACGACAAUCUCGACAUCAGUUUGGUCAAGAAAAGGAUGUGUUUGCGCCCAGAUUUAGUAAUAACAUAAUUAGCACUUUUCAGAAUUUAUAUCGUUGUCCUGGUGAUGAUAAGAGUAAAAUAGUGAGAGUAUUAAACUUAUGGCAGAAGAACAAUGUAUUUAAAAGUGAGAUUAUUCAGCCCCUUUUGGAUAUGGCAGCAGGGAUUCCACCCCCUGUUGCCACUCCAGUGCUGGCCAGUACUACUGCUGGGAUGAGCAAUACGCCAGGAACUCCAGUGACACCUGUGACUCCAGCCACUGUGGUCCCAGGCUUACCUGACCCAUGGGUGUCUCAGAUAACAAACACUGAUACACUGGCGGCCGUUGCACAGAUCUUGCAGAGUCCUCAAGGCCAGCAGCUUCAGCAGUUAAUACAGACGUUACAGAUACAGCAGCAGAAGCCGCAGCCUUCGAUCCUGCAGGCCCUGGAUGCCGGUCUCGUCGUUCAGUUGCAGGCUCUCACAGCACAGCUCACUGCUGCAGCCGCAGCAGCCAACACGCUGACCCCUUUGGAGCAGGGAGUCGCUUUCAACAAGAAGUUGGUGGAUAGGUUUGAUUUUGGAGAAGAUUCUGAGCAUAGUGAAGAACCCAAAAAGGAAAUUGCAACUCCUCAGCUGUCCCAUGUGCCGGACUCUGUGAACAAUUCCAUCUUCCAUCAGAUAGCAGAGCAGCUGCAGCAGCAGAACCUGGAGCACCUGAGACAGCAGCUCCUGGAGCAGCAGCCGCCACCGAAGGCAACGCCUCAGGAUAGUCAGGAAGGCACAUUUGGAUCUGAGCACUCGGCAUCACCAUCCCAGAGCAGCAGUCAGCAGCAGUUUCUGGAGCCUGAAGCGAAUCCAGAUGAGUCCAUCGAUUUUCAGCAACAGGAUAUGGAUAUAGAUGAAGCGCAAGAUGGAGUGGAAGAGGAGAUAUUUGAACAAGAAACUAAGAAAGCGGCUCUUCGCUCAAGAUCCAGAACUCAUUCACGGUCUCGUUCAAGAUCACCAAGAAAACGAAGGUCGAGGUCACGGUCUGGUUCUCGGAAGCGCAAACACAGAAAACGCUCCCGUUCCCGCUCAAGGGAGAGGAAGCGGAAAGCCUCCCGGUCCUACUCCAGUGAGAGGAGAGCCCGGGAGCGGGAGAAGGAACGGCAGAAGAAGGGAUUGCCGCCGAUCAGAUCUAAAACGUUAAGCGUAUGUAGCACUACUCUCUGGGUUGGCCAAGUGGAUAAGAAGGCAACACAGCAGGAUUUAACCAAUCUGUUUGAAGAGUUUGGACAAAUAGAAUCCAUUAAUAUGAUUCCUCCCAGGGGAUGUGCUUAUGUCUGUAUGGUUCAUCGACAAGAUGCUUUUCGAGCUCUUCAGAAACUUAGUUCUGGGUCAUAUAAAAUUGGAUCCAAGGUCAUCAAGAUUGCCUGGGCUUUAAACAAAGGUGUGAAAACAGAAUACAAACAAUUCUGGGAUGUGGAUCUAGGCGUUACAUAUAUACCGUGGGAAAAAGUUAAAGUGGAUGACUUGGAUGGUUUUGCAGAAGGAGGCAUGAUUGAUCAGGAGACUGUAAAUCCUGAGUGGGAGACUGUGAAAAGCUCCGAACCCGUGAAAGAGACAGUACAGACGACUCAGAGCCCGCCUCCUACCGAGAAGGAGACAGUGGUCACAACCCAGGCGGAGGUCUUCCCACCACCUGUUGCUAUGUUGCAGAUCCCGGUAGCACCAGCUGUGCCUACAGUUAGUUUAGUCCCACCAACAUUUCCUGUGUCAAUGCCUGUUCCUCCCCCUGGAUUCAGCCCCAUACCUCCACCUCCUUUUCUGCGAGCAAGUUUUAACCCUUCACAGCCACCUCCUGGUUUCAUGCCACCGCCAGUUCCCCCACCCGUAGUACCACCCCCUACAGUUCCACCGGUAGUACCAGCAUCUUUAGUGCAUCCGCCAUUGUCUAUGACCCCAGAAACUGUGAAAGAUGUUGGAUUUGGUAGCCUUGUUUUACCAGGUGGUUCUGUUGCUGGUGGCCUUGCUACUUCGACUCUGCCAGCUGGAAAUGUUUUUAAUCCCUCAACUAAGCAAGCCGAACCUGAAGAAAAAAUACCUCAUCUUAUAGAUCACCAGAUCUCUUCUGCUGAAAACACCAGACCAGUCAUUCCAAAUGAUAUUUCAAAUAAUGCUGCAGUCUUAGGAGGACAGCCGCCUAAUGUCACAAGCAAUUCUGGAAUUUUGGGAGUCCAAAGACCAAAUGUAUCAAGUAAUUCUGAAAUUCUUGGAGUCCGGCCAUCUAAUGUUUCCAGUAGUUCUGGAAUUAUUGGGCCCCAGCCACCAAAUAUUCUGAAUAACUCCGGGAUCCUGGGGAUUCAGCCUCCAACGGUGUCAAAUAGUUCUGGACUUUUGGGGGUAUUACCCCCAAAUAUGCCUAACAAUUCUGGACUUGUAGGAGUACAGCCACCUGUUCCCAAUACGUCCGGACUUUUGGGAACACAACCACCAGCUGGACCUCAAAAUUUGCCCCCUUUAAAUAUUCCCAGUCAGAGGAUGCCUGCAAUGCCAAUGUUAGAUAUUCGUCCAGGACUAAUACCACAGGCCCCUGGACCCAGAUUCCCUUUAAUGCAACCUGGGCUCCCACCACAGCGGGGCAUCCCUCCCCCCUCUGUCCUUGAUUCUGCCCUUCAUCCACCACCUCGGGGAGCUUUUCCUCCAGGAGAUAUUUUCAGUCAGCCUGAAAGACCUUUCCUGCCUCCUGGAAGACAAAGUGUAGACAAUGUUACUAACCCAGACAAAAGGCUACCCCUUGGGAGUGAUAACAUUCAACAGGAAGGAGAUAGAGAUUACCGCUUCCCUCCCCUAGAAACCAGGGAAAGCCUUAGUAGGCCGCCCCCAGUGGAGGUCAGGGAUGUGGUGGGCCGACCCAUCGAUCCAAGAGAAGGUCCUGGAAGGCCUCCGUUAGAUGGAAGAGAUCAUUUUGGAAGACCUCCUGUAGAUAUCAGAGAGAAUCUUGUGAGGCCUGGAAUAGAUCACCUUGGCAGAAGAGAUCACUUUGGUUUUAAUCCAGAGAAGCCUUGGGGGCACAGAGAUUUUGAUGAGAGAGAGCAUCGGGUUCUGCCUGUAUUUGGUGGUCCCAAAGGCUUACAUGAGGAACGAGGUCGGUUUCGGGCUGGAAGCUAUCGCUUUGAUCCAAGAAGUGGUCCUUGGAACAGGGGUUUUGGACAAGAAGUUCACAGAGAUUUUGAUGACCGCAGAAGACCCUGGGAGAGGCAGAGGGACAGGGAUGACCGAGACCUGGAUUUCUGCAGAGAAGUGAAUGGAAAUCGUCUUGGGCGAGACAGAAUUCAAAACACUUGGGUCCCACCUCCUCAUGCUCGGGUCUUUGAUUAUUUUGAAGGAGCCACUUCUCAACGAAAAGGUGAUAACGUGCCUCAAAUUAAUGGGGAAAAUACAGAGAGACAUGCCCAGCCACCGCCUUUACCAGUGCAGAGUGAUCCUGAACUUUUUGAAAAACUGGCAUCUUCCAGUGAGAUAAGCAAGGAGAAGAGUGACACAGUUGCUGAUGUAGAAAGUGACCCAGUGGUGGUAGAAAGCACAGAAACUGAGGGGACAUAAUCAUCACUCAGUAGGUAAAAGAUACCUUUUGUAAAGUUGUCAUCUCUGUAAUAGGUUAAUGGCUGACUGGACCACGGUUGUUCACUUUUGUCUGCCAGAAUUAAGUUAAUAUGAUGUUGAUGUUCACCUUUCUCUUAAAAUAAUUGUAAACUGACUUGUAUAGACAUUGUUCUUAAUAUGAACAUGGUAGGUAAACAUUUUUUAAAAACAUUUUUCUGAUAAAGUAUAAAUGUUGCCCCCAGAUUCUUUUAACGUCGAGGAAAUGAAUAACAGCUUGUCAGAGACUUCCUAUGGAAGAAAGAAUUUUUUUAGAUACUAUCAUUAGGUUGGAUAUGGCGAUAGAUAUAUUUCAGAAUAGCAAGUGGUGGUAUAUCUUAACCAUAUCUUUAGGCUGCUGCAGAAUUUUAAGGUAAUAGACAAAGCUGUGAUUAUUUUAUGCAAAGACUGGCUCUAGAUAUUUGAGGAGCAUAAUACAGAGAUUUUAAAAAGUGAUUUUGUAAAAUCAACACUAUGGUCUCUGUCACUCCAAAGUAAGUGUUUGUGAUUUGUUCCUCAUACUUCAGUGAGUGAAAAAGAAAACGACAACAUAAAUAUUAAAGUACAUUUCAAUGUUGGGUGAAUUUUGUUUUUAGCUGCCAAUAAAACUUAUUUGUUUGAUAA